GUAGGUAGGUAGUACAGUGUUUAGUUCAAUUCAGAUAUUCAGUUUUCUUUCUGUGAUGUUUGUAAAUGACAAAGGUUUAUUUCAAAUUAUCUUUCUAUAAAUUUUUCUAAGGCACAAAUUACAAAACUUAUAAAAUGUGUGACUGUGGACUGUGACAGUUCUCAUAACCAUAACCUAACCUAUAAACUCCUACAAGUUAUUUAUUUUGCAGUCCUUUUUUUUCAUUGUGAUAAACAAACACUGAAUUCACUUUGGAAGUUAACGAAGUUACACAUCUAAAAGAUGCAAGAAGAAACAGAAACAAAUAAACAUCAAGAAAACAGAAGAAUAAAUAAAAAGAUUAAAAUAAACUGGAAAAGAAUCCGCUUGUCAUUGAAAUAUAGGCCAGAUGUACUGAAACUAGUUCUGAAAAUGAAAAAAACUAUUCACAAGAAAAAGAUGUUGAUAUCACAACUUAAGUCUCAACUCAAAUUAUUGAUUAAAUCUCAAGCUGUCCAGAGUGAUUCGACAACACAAACAAACUUAAAUAAUGAAAAUUCAGUUACAAAUGAUGAAGCUAAAUCUGACGAAUCUGUAAAAGUCAGUUCAAUUGUAGAAGAAAACGAGGUAAAGGCAUGGAGUUUAGAAAACAGUGGAGAGAAUGAGAAGAGCAUAGAGGAUCAAGUAAAAGAAGUUGCUCAAAGUGCCCUGCAGCAGACUGGAAUGGUUUAUGUGGAAUCUGCAGGCAUGUACUAUGACUACAAGACUGGCUACUAUUAUAAUUCAGAGCUAGGCCUGUACUACCACACAGACACUAAUUGCUAUUAUUACUAUUCUGAUGAGAAGCAGACCUUUGUCUUCCACUCAUACCCAGACAGAAGUAAGACAGGUACAAGUGCUGCCUUUGAAGCUCAUGAGAGAAGGAAAGCCAGGAAACAGAGGAGAGAAAUGAAGAAAGAAGACAUUGAAAGCCUGACGAAAACUUUAUCUCAGGACAAAGAAGAGGGGCAAGGCAAGCAUAAACGUCGGAAGAUUUCCAAGAAGAAGCAAACUGAAUCUUCUGUCAAAGGCGACAAGGUUGACAAUGAGUUGAAAGAUUUGAAAAAUACUGAUGAAAAAGAGGUGAAAUCUGAAAAUGUUGAUACUAUAUCUCAGAAGGUUAAUAUCUUUAAUGAUGAAACCGGUACUAAGAAAGAAGAUGGGACAUCUAAAGCUGAAAAUGGAGAAUCAAUAAAGAAUUCUAUUAGCAAAGAACAGUUGGAAGAUGGGGAAUGCAGUGACACAGAUAGUGAAGAAGAAGACAACAAUUCUGAGAAAGCCGAAGAAUCGGAUGCCAGCACUGCAACUGCUACUGAUGAUGAAUCUGUGGCAAAGCACCAUCCGCCUUGCAUGCGCGUGAUCGUCCGAGAGACCAGCCUGCCGAAGCUGAAAGUCGGCAGUCUGUUCCUGGUGACCAAAGAUGGCGGCACCGUCGGCAGGGAGGGCGACCACCACACCAUUGUCAUUAGAGAUACUAAUGUUUCUCGGAAUCAUUUAGACAUCAAAUACGAUGCCAAGAGGAAUACUUACGUGGCCACAGACUUGGGCUCCAAGAACGGGACAAUACUCAACGGAACACGCAUGUCAGAGAGCCAAAUCAUCAGCCAGCCUUUAGAUGUAAUGCACGGCAGCACCAUAGAGUUGGGAGAGACCAAGUUGCUGUGCCACAUUCAUCCCGGCAGCGACACCUGCGGCCACUGCGAGCCGGGACUUAUCAUGGAGAGUCACGAGAAAGAAAAAGCCGCCGCGUACACUCGCACCUGUAGUGUACAGAAACAACACCAACUGGAACUGGCGCGACUCAAAAACAAAUACGCGCCAAAACCGCUGCUCGCCAUAGAGGAGACGGAAUACAACGACAGGGCGCAGGUGCGGAGGGAAACUGUGGGCUCGUCGCAUCACUCCGAGAAGACCAUGAGCAGCAAUCUUGAUACGUUUAUACCGGCCGAGAACAAAGGGUUCAAGCUGCUGCAGAAAAUGGGUUGGUCCAAAGGCGAGGGCCUCGGCAAGGACGGACAAGGAGACGUCGAGCCGAUACCACUAGUCAACAACGAGGGUAAAACAGGCCUCGGUGCGCCUACUGCCCCGGCGCCAGCGCCCAAGAAGUACAAUGCCCUGGGCAAAGCGACCAUACACCUCGCCAGCCGGAGCAAACUGCUUAAACCUGCAAAGGCUUUUCAAAAUCAGGAAGAAUCCGAUGAGGAAUAAAUCGGCGAAGCAGUCAACAGCAUGUCAAGUGGACCUUUGCGCUACGAUAAUAGGGACGAGUUUGCAGUGAAUUUGCAUAAGUUGAUGUGAGGUGAUACUGUACAUUGCUUAGAUUUUUAAACAAGCAAUGUACCUCGUCCAAUGGCGUAGUGCCUGCUUAAUGUGAACGGAAAAGUUCGUUCAUAUAGUGUCUUGAUGAAGUUUGCAUGUAAGUGUAAAUACUUUGUAAAUAUAGGUACGUUACGAAAGAUUGUAAAUUAAUUAUUUGAGCGCAUUUUUCAAAAAUGUUGAUAGUCCGAACUUGAUUUGUAAUGAAUAAAAAUAUUAAGUAAAUCAUGAACAACGCAUGUUUGACAAUACUAUAGCUACUCGUAAUUUUAUUUUCCAAAGUAUUCAUGUUACUGAAAAACUGUUACUGAAAAGUAAUUUUAUUGUUGCUAACAUUUUCCACAGUUUUAUUAUUUAUUGUAAUCUUUAACAGAUUAUAUUAUACAAAAAAAUCAUAAAA
Messenger RNA from Plodia interpunctella (Indianmeal moth), 2734 nucleotides. RefSeq names its product angiogenic factor with G patch and FHA domains 1-like. The transcript is spliced from 11 exons. Gene Ontology annotation, molecular function: nucleic acid binding; protein binding. Lineage: Eukaryota; Metazoa; Arthropoda; Insecta; Lepidoptera; Pyralidae. The record is from RefSeq and is a predicted model, not a curated record. The coding region runs from base 283 to 2226 and encodes 647 amino acids.